AAUGUUUGAAUAAGAUUAUUAUAAGAGAAUUAUUGACAAGCAAACAACUCCAAAUAAGUGUACAAUAAAUACUGCCAAGCCUUGGUUUCCACAAUUGAAACAUAGAUUGGCUGUAAAAGGUAUUAAAUAGUAGAAUAAUUUAGAUUACGAUUACAAGUUUUUUGUGUUGCCUCCAAAUAAAAUGGUGUCAUUAUUAAAGAAAUAAAAGAUUAAUGUACCAUCAGAUGAAUAGAUUAGAGAAUUUUUGAGAAAUCACUCUCUUAAACAUAUUGUUUAAUAUGAUACUGUAGACUUUAAAAACGUUGAUAAGAUUUGUGCAUCAAAUAGUCCUUCACCUUUGAUGAUAAAUAAAAAGAAUAGAAAACUAUUUAUGUAAUAAAAUCCAAAUACAAAUUACAAACUGAUUGAACCUAAACCGUAGACAGCCUAAAAAGCAUUUGAUAGACAAUCAUCAGUGUAGUAUAGUAGAGUACGAGAGUUAAAGUCAUAAUAAUUAGAGAUAAGACCUAAUCGGGAAAACAUGGAAAUAGAGGUGAAAGGUGGUUUGAAAAGGAAAUUGAGAAUACAUGAAAUUUCAGCUAAGUCUACUCCUAAUAUAGAUGCAACUAAUUUGAAAUUCUUUGCUUAAAGUAAUAGGAAACGUAAUAGAAGAAGAAUAGAACUUUUAAGACGUUCUUUGAAAAAGAUUAAACUUUUAGGAUUGUCUAUAGUUGAUGUGAUAUAGAAGUAAGUAUUUAGUAAGAAAGCAUUUUCGAGUUAAUUUUCUAAGGAAUUUAUAUUUGCAUCUAAAUAGAAUAGAUUAGAAUAGAUGUAAAGUUUUUUAUUAACUCAUCCUUAUUUGGUGUUUUAAUAUGAUUAUUAUAAUAUGACUGCUCUUCAUUGGGCAUGUAAAUAUGGAUAUUUAGAUAUGGUAAGAAUGUUAUUGCAUUAUCAUGCAGAUUUUGAUGCUUUAGAUUUGAUGAAUAGAACUCCAUUAAGUAUAGCUAUUACAGAAAAUCAUUAAGAGAUAGUUAAAUUAUUGCUUACUCAUGGUGCAUACCCUUGGAGUACUGGUUUAACAGAUUUGAAUGGUCCUUUGUAAAGGAAUCCAGAAUUAAAGAAAAUAGUUGGUUAAGCAAGAAAAAUAUAACUCUUUACUAAAUGGAGCAGACUAGAAUAGCCUACUUUGUGUAUUUAUUGA
Molecule: messenger RNA, 1180 nt
Organism: Paramecium pentaurelia
Lineage: Eukaryota; Ciliophora; Oligohymenophorea; Peniculida; Parameciidae
Source: the annotation of a GenBank genome assembly